Athalia rosae (coleseed sawfly) is the source of this 1730-nucleotide messenger RNA. Its product is annotated as ELMO domain-containing protein 2. Gene Ontology annotation, molecular function: GTPase activator activity. The transcript has a single exon. The record is from RefSeq and is a predicted model, not a curated record. The coding region runs from base 148 to 1146 and encodes 332 amino acids. NCBI's taxonomy places the organism in Eukaryota, Metazoa, Arthropoda, Insecta, Hymenoptera, Athaliidae.
ACUGUUUUCGUCCUGUAUCCACUCUGUCGCGGUGUCAUUUUCUUGCCAGUAGUAGGUUAGGUUUUUAUGUUAAUCGAUACUUCACAUGAAUAUCCGAGCAAUUUGCCAAAGAUGCAUACAGUUAAAUAAAAGUCGGAAUUAUCUGUGAUGAUAUUGAACCGAGACGUCGUGCGUGAGGUAAUAAAGCUCGCGUCGAACCCGAAAAAAAUGUAUCAUUAUAUCUGGUCCCUGGUAUACUGGUACUUUCGCCCUUUGAUUAAAUGGUUUCUACACCGGACGACUCAAAUGUGUGAACUUCAACGAAUUUGCUAUGGAGAGCCGACAGGUGCCCGAAGAAUAAUUGCCGUCGAAGGUAGCCUUCGACAGUCAAGAAAUAUGGACAUAAAAUCUCUCGUCUCUCACUUGGACACUCUUAGCGACAGACGUGAAAUAACAAACAAAACUGAGCGUAGCAUACUUGAAGAAGCAAUCAGAACUGUAUUGGUGACUAAAAAAAUCAAUCCUAUAGCCCAUCCAGAUUUUGCAAGAUCUUUUGGCAAAUGUGUUGAGUUAAUUUGGGGAUACCGUCAACUGUGUGUUCAAGCUGAAGAAAUAAGAAAGACGCCCUAUGAUGCCGAUAAUUCUGAGCAUGAGAUGCUGCUUCUGAAGUUAUGGAACUUGUUGAUGCCUCAAGAAAGUCUUGAAGGCCGAGUCACCAAGCAAUGGAAAGAUAUAGGGUUUCAAGGUGAUGAUCCAAAGACUGACUUCCGCGGGAUGGGAGUUCUAGGACUAGAGAAUCUUGUUUAUUUCGCAGAGGAGUACCCCAGUGCAGCAAAACAUGUCUUGUCGCAUUCUUCGCACCCUCGUUAUGGCUACGCCUUUGCUAUCGUUGGAAUCAAUUUAACCAGUAUGGCAUUAAGGCUGUUGCGAGAUGGCUCAGCAAAAACUCACAUAUUUAAUGUCUCAAAAACGCUACCAACAAUACGAGUUUUCCACCAAUUCUAUUGCUAUCUUAUAUACGAAUUUGAUAGAUUCUGGAUAGAGUCAAAGCCUAGUAAUAUGAUGGAAUUUUCAUCCAUUCAAGAAAAAUUUGAAAAUAGCAUAAGAAUUGCCCUUAGCAAUCCAAAAACUAUCUUUAGGAUAAAUAUAUCGGUCGACAAUGUUUGAAAAGGCAAUCUAAUGAAAAUAAUUUUCUAAACUAGAUUGUUUUUUGGGAGAAGAUUCCUGGCUAAUUGAACGGACCAAGCCAUUUCAUAUGAUCUAUAUUGCACAGAUUCUCAUCUCAUGAUCAUUAGUGAAUUCGUAAUGCUUUUUCACACACGCUGGGCUAGGCUCAUUGAUAUUUCAUUUACCUGCAUUAAGUUUAAAUUUCUUUAAUACCUAUGACAAAAUCCUGAAUCUUGAUGUAAGACUUUUAUGCAUUAGGUCCACAAACAAAUUCGGUGCCUUCAUAUUCAGUUCAAUCUGGAGUUGUACUUGAUCAUAUCUUACAAAAGUCAGUGUGCAAGAAUUGUGAAUUAAUACUUGAAAAGUGAAAAUAGAUUUUUUUCAUACAGAAAUAGAAGUGUAAAUAACACCGAAUUUAUUUAUAGAUCUAAUAUUACUGAUAAACCAGCUGAUCCACAAGAUAAUGGUGAGGUACAAAGACGGCUGGAUGAAUUGUUGAGAUAAAUAUGUAAAUCCAUAUGGAUAAAAUGCAAUUAGGUGCUUGCCAACGCGAAAAUAUAUUUGCCUGCAUCUGCUGAUCAUUA